This is a messenger RNA of Triticum dicoccoides, 2815 nucleotides long. Its product is annotated as protein DETOXIFICATION 42-like. The record is from RefSeq and is a predicted model, not a curated record. Gene Ontology annotation, cellular component: membrane. The transcript has 11 exons. Lineage: Eukaryota; Viridiplantae; Streptophyta; Magnoliopsida; Poales; Poaceae. Gene Ontology annotation, molecular function: antiporter activity; xenobiotic transmembrane transporter activity. Bases 242 to 1000 code for a protein of 252 amino acids. Gene Ontology annotation, biological process: transmembrane transport.
UCUCCUUUUAUUCUUCUGUAAACAGUUCGCGCGCACGCUAGCCUACCGAGAGCCUCCUCUCAUCCCCAAUCCCCGCCUCCUCUCGUCCUCCCCAAUCUGCCGCCUCCUCUUCUCCUCCUCCCGAAUCCGCCGCCUCCUCUCCUCCUCCCCAAUCUGCCGCCUCCUCUUCUCCUCCUCCUUCCCAAUCCGUUGCCUCAUCUUCUCCUCCCCAAUCCGUUAGCCCUCACCACCAUGAAGCCACAUGGGGGAGGGGACUGCGCCGCCGCUGGAAGAAAAUAGGAAGAGGAGGUGGCGCGGGGGAGACCAGCGGCGACGGCGCAUCGACGUAGGAAGAGGAGGUGGCGCGGAGGAGACCAGCGGCGACGGCGCAUCGACGUGCAUCGACGUGCGCGACAAGGAGGCGAGCCAGAGCGCGGGCUGGUGUCAGCGCUGCGUCGCCUGGGAGCCACCGUGGAGCAGGUGCUCUUCUCCUCCCCAAUCCGUGAGCCGUCACCACCAAGAAGCAACGGGGGGACUGCGCCGCCGCUUACCUCCACCCGCCUCAGCUAUACUUGCAAGUGCAUUUGCUCGUAAGGACCAUUCGAAGGCCAAGGCCACAGCUUACCGCGUACUGCAGCUCGGAUUGAUCUUGGGGCUUCUCCUGGGCCUACUUCUUGGAGUUGGCCUCCGUACAGGUUCUAGAUUAUUUACAGAAGCCCAGGGUGUACUGAAUCAUAUCUACGUGACGACGCCGCUCAUGUUUGUUGCUCUCACUCAAUCAAUCAACGCUUUAGGUUUUGUUUUCGACGGUGUCAAUUAUGGAGCAUCAGAUUUUGCAUAUGCUUCUUAUUCAUUGAUACUUGUGGCUGUUGUCAGCAUCGCUUGCAUUGUCACCCUCGCCAGUUAUAGUGGUUUUGUUGGAAUCUGGAUAGCCUUGUCCAUCUACAUGUGCAUACGCAUGUUUGCAGGAUUAUGGAGGAUUGGGACUCCUAGCAGGACAUGGGCUUUCCUUCGCAGUUGAGCAAGCCGGCAGAUAUGGAGAAGGAGAAUGACCGCUUGGUGGAGCCGGCAGGGAGCAAGCAGGCAGAUAUGGAGAAGCAGAAUUACCCUGACGAGAUGCCUUGCGGCGCUUGGUGGAGCAGGCAGGGAGCAAGCAGGCAGAUAUGGAGAAGGAGAAUGACCCUGACGAGAUGCCUUGCGGCGUGAGGCAGUAGCACACGCAGCGCCAAGUCGAGCGCACUAGCCUACAUCUGUCAAGAUCGAGUGGGAUGACAGCCAGGCUUCUGCUUGCUAAGGUUUUUUGCUGGUCCGCUCGACGCUGCAUCAACAACAAUGUUAGAUAUACUUUAAUUGUAUUGGGUUAUUACUUCUUUGGAUAUAGUCCAUGAACUCCUGUGUUGGUGCAUCCACAUUGCCUAUCUAUGUAUUUUGGGGCUAGCCUAUUAUGCCUACAGUGCUUUUUAUGGAUUUUCCCUUCGGGUCUCAUUAGAAAAUAUAUAUAUACAUUUUUCUUUACUUAUGUUUGUGCUGGUGGUUGGCUUCCUGGCUGAUUGAGUGCUCAUAUACCAUUCGUUGAUAUCCAUGUUUGUAGAGUAUGCCAAUUUUCUUAAUUUCUUAUUGAUUCUCUAUAGUCUGCUUCUCGGGUUAGGGCUUUGAGAAAAAACAUGCAGUAGGUAAUAGUUGUUCCUUGCUAAUGUAUAAAGGAAAGCUAGGUACACAGGUAAUAAAUGUACAUAUAACAAGAAGGGGAUAAAGGAGGAGGAGAAGAAGAAGGUUUUCUGUCGUGGAGGGAAAGGAGAGUUCUGAAUGCGCAAACAAGUAGCGACCAGUGAGAUGUCAUCUACGAAUUGGCUAAGGGAGGAGUUGUCUUGUGCUGCAGGGCAUGUUCCUUUUCAGGUUCAUUAGCUGUUUUAUUGUCCACUUAUGCAUGCAAGUUAAUUAGCUAUCUAAUAAAUUUAACAUGUAGUUUUAGUGUCUGGUAGGUCUUUUGUUUGCUACUCCCUCCGUUCGGAAUUACUUGUCUCAGAAAUGGAUGUAUCUAGAACUAAAAUACAUCUAGAUACAUUCAUUUCUACGACAAGUAAUUCCGAACGGAGGGAGUACCUUAUACCUCUAUUAUUUUUAUUCGGUUGCUUGCCAAUGCAUGCAGAUUGAUUGGUUGUUUUUGUUACUCAUCUAUGCAUGCAAGUUAAUAAUUUAAUCAUCCAGUAGAAACAACCUUAUGCUCUCAGGGUCCACUAGGUCUUUUGUUUCCUGCUCUAUUUGCAGUCUGAAAAGGAGGUGGAUACAAGUUUGGAAUCUGACAUUGUCCCUAUUAGUGCUAAUAGAUGAAAGGCCGCAAAGAAAGAAAUGAUUUCAUUGACCGGAUAUCAUAGGGAAAUCAACAAAGAAGCACCUAAAUAUGCACAAAAGAGUACCACUUUAGCCGAUGGGCAACACAUUAUCACUGGUACAAAACUACCUCGGGUACAUAGAUGAGUUGCAAUGUUGGAGGAUAUAUAUAUCCUCUGCCAUUAAUGGAUGUGUUUGACACUGUGAGAUGGCACGGCUCACUGAUGAGGCAAGUGGCCGAGGUGAGAUCAGGAAGAGACAGCGGCACAAACUUAAUUGACAAGCUCACAGGUUCUCACUCAUCAGAAAUUUAAAGUAUAGCUUCCAACCACCAUACGAAGACUGAUAUGUCACUUUGGUUGGUUGUUUUAUUUUCUCUGUUGUAAAAUAGGAAUGAGAUAUGUGUAUCUAUUUCCGAUGUGUACCAGUCACUCAGUAAGGUCUAACUUCUUGAAUGAUUUGCAUUAUUGGAUACAUAGAUGUAUUGACAUCUUCUGUUCUUGAA